Messenger RNA from Trametes versicolor FP-101664 SS1, 1276 nucleotides. Its product is annotated as adenine nucleotide alpha hydrolases-like protein. Gene Ontology annotation, molecular function: FMN adenylyltransferase activity. The record is from RefSeq and is a predicted model, not a curated record. Gene Ontology annotation, biological process: FAD biosynthetic process. NCBI's taxonomy places the organism in Eukaryota, Fungi, Basidiomycota, Agaricomycetes, Polyporales, Polyporaceae. The coding region runs from base 4 to 1161 and encodes 385 amino acids. The transcript is spliced from 4 exons.
ACCAUGCACAAGGCAGACUACGUCGCGAUCGCACAAGCCGUCUAUGCCUCAGCCCAGUCCCCGGACGAUCAGCUCGCGGGGCCGGUCCAGGAAGCACUGCAGGUCAUAGACGAGGCAUUUGACACAUGGGGACAAGACCAUGUAUCUCUGAGCUUCAACGGCGGCAAAGAUUGUACCGUCCUUCUCCACCUGGUCGCCGCUGCACUCGGGCGCCGGUCGUCUGCGGAAGCGCCCCCAAAGCCGCUCGCCGCCGUCUGCAUCCCCGUGCCAUCCCCCUUUCCCCAGCUCGAAACGUUCAUCGACGAAGCUGCCCAAGCGUACGACCUCGACCUGUUCCACUGCCCGCACCAGUCCGGUCCUAGUUUCCCUGUGGAGACCGUUGCAACACCCGGGUCGGUGCGCCCACCCGUUCCCGAUCUCUCCAAGAACGUCAAGGGUGGCGAAGGCAUGCGCCAGGCUCUCGAGACGUACAAGACACGCUUCCCGCACAUCGAGGCCAUUCUCAUUGGCACGCGGCGCGGCGAUCCACACGGAGCGAAGCUAAGCUUCCGCAACCCGACAGACGCUGGCUGGCCGCAGUUCGUGCGCGUAAAUCCUAUCAUCAACUGGUCGUACGCAGACGUGUGGGCGUACCUCCGCCGGUUCGACGUCCCGUACUGCAGCCUGUACGACGAGGGCUACACAUCGCUCGGCUCGACGUACAACACCUUCCCGAACCCUGCGUUGCGCGAGUCGUGCACACGGUGUGCGCCGCCACCGAACGGCGUCUCCAGCACGUCUGCGGCGAAACCCACGACCAACGGACAUCACCCCCCGAUGCGGCAUAUCGAACCCCUCCCGGACACGUUCACCGUCCUGCAUGGCGGUUCGGGCGCUAUCUGCAUCGGGGACACACACCCUGGCGCCCCGCUCCCGCACCGGUCGUUCCUCACGGACCUCACGGCCGCCCCAGGCCAGAUGUGCGAGGUCGACCUGAUCGACGAGCUACUCCCAUCAGCGGCGGCGGCGUCCCCUGAGUGCGAGUGUGCGUCGCAGUACCGCCCCGCGUACGAGCUGCAAGACGGCACGCUCGAGCGGGCAGGGAGGGCGGGUGGGGCGGCGCCCCCCGGGCCUGCGGCGGCGGCGAUCGCAGCGGCCGCCACGGCUCUAGCGCGAGCAUGAACUAUAUCUUCUGGCUGUUGGAGUCCUGGAUUGUAUUGAUGUGAUGUGGGGCGGCCCUGACGUUGUAUUAUAGACUGUUUCUCUAGAUAUUAACCUGUGAUAUCGAUGCUUCUUG